Acanthosepion pharaonis is the source of this 864-nucleotide messenger RNA. The record is from the annotation of a GenBank genome assembly. Lineage: Eukaryota; Metazoa; Mollusca; Cephalopoda; Sepiida; Sepiidae.
AUGUCAGAAGUUGUCAGUGGUAGAACAUAUUUCAGUGUUCCCCCACCUCCACCACAGAUGAACAAUAUCAGCUCUCGAUUUUGCCUCCAGACGUCCCCCGUGACAGGUACUUACCCAGAAGAUGACAGCAGGUCCUUGGGCAAUAAGGCUUAUGAUUCUAUAGUCAAAUGCAAUUCAAAACAAUGGGCUACAGAUGUAGGGCCUCCUUGUUUAUCAUUUGGGCAUUGUGUGGAUGGAGUAUUACAGAAAGGACCUCAGUGUGGUUUUGCUGCACUCAUUAUGGCUGCCCACAUAUGGAAAAAAGAUGAUCUCACACUUGAUUUAUUAGUGAAAAUUGGAAAGCAGAAAGGUUACACGAUUCAAGGGGAACUCUUUUCUGCAUACUUCAUGGAAGAUCUUGCUCAAGAAUUCUGUAGUGCCCAAGUGGUUGACAGCGCCAACCUUUGUCCAAAUGUGAUCUGGGAGUGUUUGCUGCAGGGAUAUCUCCUCCUUGUGCCUUAUGAUUCGGAUAAAAACUACCAUCCUUGCCUUCAAAAUGGACAUAAAGCUCACUGGGCGCUGCUAACUGGUUGCUUCCUGGUGCUAAAAGAGUCUGCAGAAAUUUUUCUCAACAAAUACUUUGAGCGAGAUUCUAACGUUCCGCGUUUGUUCCAUGCCGAAGUUGAUGGCCCGGUUGAUGGUAUUAAAUACACUGACAUGAAAUACUUUUUCCCUUUGCUUUCUUUUUUCUUUCUUUUCUUUUUUGUUUUUUCUUUCUUUUCUUUUUUGUUUUUUCUUUCAUUUUUUCUGUUUUUCUUUCAUAUUUCUCAUUAUUUUCUUUUCUUUCCUUUCCUUCCUUUUUUCCUUCAUUUUUAUCUUCUGUAA